UGGAGCCGCGGCGCGCUAAGCGAGCAGGCUGGGCGGGGAGACGCGGGGCGGGAGCGCCCACAGCUCGGAGCCGCCAGGCGCUGACGAGGAACCCGGCUGAGGGAGGAUGCGCGGGUGACGCCUGCGGGAGCUGCGCGCCUGGGCGGGAGGAUGCUCCCGAGGGGCCUCUGGCCGUGGCGCGCGCGGCUGCUGCCAACCCCUGGCAUCUGGGGCCCAGCGCGCCCGUGGCCGCUGCCGCCGCCGCCCCAGGUUUUGUAUGUGAAGCUGUGUGGAAAUGUGAAAUACUACCAGUCUCACCAUUAUAGUACCGUGGUGCCACCUGAUGAAAUAACAGUUAAUUAUAGACAUGGCCUUCCCUUGGUAACACUUACCUUGCCAUCUAGAAAAGAACGUUGUCAAUUUGUAGUGAAACCAAUGUUGUCAACAGUUGGUUCAUUCCUUCAGGACCUACAAAAUGAAGAUAAGGGCAUCAAAACUGCAGCCAUCUUCACAGCAGAUGGCAACAAGAUUUCAGCUUCUACCUUGAUGGAUAUUUUGCUAAUGAAUGAUUUUAAACUUGUCAUUAAUAAAAUAGCAUAUGAUGUACAGUGUCCAAAGAGAGAAAAACCAAGUAAUGAGCACACUGCUGAGAUGGAACACAUGAAAUCCUUGGCUCAUAGACUAUUUACAAUCUUGCAUUUAGAAGAGUCUCAGAAAAAGAGAGAGUACCAUUUACUGGAGAAAAUUGACCACCUGAAGGAACAGCUGCAGCCCCUUGAAGAGGUGAAAGCUGGAAUAGCAGCUCAUUCGGAAGCCAAAACCAGCGGACUCCUGUGGGCUGGAUUGGCACUGCUGUCCAUUCAGGGUGGGGCACUAGCCUGGCUCACGUGGUGGGUGUACUCCUGGGAUAUCAUGGAACCGGUUACAUACUUCAUCACGUUUGCAAAUUCUAUGGUCUUUUUUGCAUACUUUUUAGUCACUCGACAGGAUUAUACUUACUCAGCUGUUAAGAGUAGGCAAUUUCUUCAGUUCUUCCACAAGAAAUCAAAGCAACAGCAUUUUGAUGUGGAGCAAUACAACAAGUUAAAAGAAGACCUUGCUAAGGCUAAAGAAUCCCUGAAACAGGUGCGCCAUUCUCUCUAUUUGCAAAUGCAAGUAGAAGAACUCAAUGAAAAGAAUUAAUCUUACGUUUUUAAAUGUCAUCGGAUUUUCCAUUUUGUAUUGAUUUUGCAACUUAGGAUGUUUUUGAGUCCCAUGGUUCAUUUCAAUUUGAUUGUUCAAUCUUUUUUUUGUUAUUAAAUUCUUGUAAAACAGAA
Molecule: messenger RNA, 1295 nt
Organism: Macaca mulatta (Rhesus monkey)
Lineage: Eukaryota; Metazoa; Chordata; Mammalia; Primates; Cercopithecidae
Gene: MCUB
Product: mitochondrial calcium uniporter dominant negative subunit beta
Biological process (GO): calcium import into the mitochondrion; mitochondrial calcium ion homeostasis
Cellular component (GO): uniplex complex
Molecular function (GO): calcium channel inhibitor activity
Source: RefSeq, a predicted model, not a curated record